This is a messenger RNA of Striga asiatica, 312 nucleotides long. Lineage: Eukaryota; Viridiplantae; Streptophyta; Magnoliopsida; Lamiales; Orobanchaceae. The record is from the annotation of a GenBank genome assembly.
AUGGCUAAAAUUGGGAUCCAUUUGUCGAGAAGGGAGACGACCGGUGGUGAGUCGGGGCUCGAUAAGUGGAGAUGGAGUUUGUGUAUGGAGAGGGUUCGGUUGACUACCGAGACAAAGGGUUUACUCGACAUAACAAUCGGCGGCCAGCUCGCCGGCCAGAUCGUGAUGGAGCUCUUCGUCGACGUUGUCCCGAAGACCGUCAAGAACUUCAGUGCCCUAUGCACCGAUAAGGGUAUUAGAAUAUCCGACAAGCCCCUCCCCCACAAGGGGUCAUCCUUCCACCGUCCUUAUCCGAUUAAGGUUGUUAUUUAG